This is a messenger RNA of Ectocarpus siliculosus, 1574 nucleotides long. NCBI's taxonomy places the organism in Eukaryota, Phaeophyceae, Ectocarpales, Ectocarpaceae. The record is from the annotation of a GenBank genome assembly.
AUGUCGGUCCUGCUUUUGUACACCAUUACAACUAGGAACGCGAAGCUUCGCUUAAGGAGAUGGACUCGCGACGAGAGUGGAGGGGUAGAGGACGUUCGCCACUGGUCAUUGGUUGCAACACCCCGCGUCCGGCGCCCCGCCCCCCACUUGCACGUACAGCGGGGCAAUAACUUGCGAACGGGUACCAGUUAUGCCGCGCUCGCGUUACGUCGGUUCCGGGUUCCGGGUUCCGCACAGCUGGUUCUGAGCGCCUCGGGAACUUGUUCGAACGCCAUUUUCGGAAAAACUGUGAGUGUGGUUGGGCGGCCGGCGCUGUGCUCUACACAUCUACGCAUGGGACGAGUGCGCCAGACAUCUGUUGUAGGGGCCCUUGUCUUAUCAACAUUGAUGCCCAUGCGGGCCCUUGUCCACUAUGGUGCCACGACGGCCCUGUUGCAGCGAGCCAAGGGAGCAUGCUACGGGCAGUGCCGUCAGCAGCAACAUCGGCAGCGCCAGCGGGUCCGCAGACUGAUGCCUCUAUCGUCCGCCUCUGCCAGUACGACUCCCGAUCGAGAGGCGUUUGCCGCCGUUGAAGAUUCGACAACCGCAGUAGCACAACUGCGCGAGCUUCUCGAUGCUGCGGGCGGGUCGGUGACGGCGCUAACGGGCGCUGGCAUGUCGACCGACAGCGGCAUCCCGGACUACCGCGGCCCCAAGGGGUCGUACUCGCGGGGGCAUAAGCCAAUGACGCACGACGAGUUUUUGUCGUCCGAGGACAACAGAAAAAGGUACUGGGCUCGAUCCACGUUCGGGUGGGAUAGCUUCAGCAGAGCUAGGCCAAACGAAGCUCACGUUGCGCUAGCGGGGCUAGAAGCGGCGGGAAAGGUGGAUUCUGUCAUCACACAGAAUGUGGACGGGCUUCACCAAAAGGCCGGAAGCCGGAACGUUGUCAACUUGCAUGGUAGAAACGACAAGGUGGGUUGCAUGUCGUGCCGAUUCGAGUCUAGCCGAGACGCCUACCAGGAAAACCUCUCGCGAAUCAAUGCCCGGUGGAUAGCCAAGCAUUCACCGGACUUGGAGGGAACACCUGCCGGAGUGGCAACGACGCCCGGGGGCACCGCAGUUGCGAAAACGGCGAGGGCCGGGGGGGACCCCGACAUGCGAUUGAGGGCCGACGGGGACGCGGAUGUGGAACCAGGGGCAUACCUCGGGGAGUUUGUUGUGCCUGCGUGUCCGCGGUGCGGAGGGAUUUUGAAGCCGACCGUGGUAUUCUUCGGAGACAACAUCCCGAGACAGCGGGUGGAGGACACGUAUCGCAUCGUGGACGAAUCGGAGCUGCUGAUUGCCGCGGGAUCGUCGUUGCAGGUAUACUCGGCGUAUCGCCUAGUAAAGCGGGCGGCUGACGCGGGCAAGAAGGUUGUGGUGAUAAACCUAGGGGAAACGCGUGCGGAGCGGUCCGGCCUGGACAUCCUUAAGGUGGAAGCCGGAGUCAGCAACGUUUUGCCGAAGUUACUCCUCUAGGCUGUUAGGGGGGCAAGCCACGCCGGCCGGCUGCUUUGGAAAGCCCACCCCACUAUUAGUAUCAUACCCGCUCG